AGUCAUCUCCACAGUUGGUGCAGUUAUCAGUAUAUAAUAAGCAUGUAACAACUCAGGAAGUAUCCACUUUACCAGUAGCCUUUGCACAAAUCUACUCCUAUUUGUUACAAUGGAAUUGGCCAAGCUGUUCAUUACCCUUCUCAUUAUUGAUGCUCUCUUUAUCUCCCAAAUACGAGUCCAAGCAGCCCCCACCAACUCAAACCUCUUCAGAGAAUAUAUAGGAGCUGAGUUCAAGAAUGUCAAAUUUACCGAUGUACCCAUUAACCCAAAUGCUGAAUUCCACUUCAUUCUCUCCUUUGCUAUAGACUAUGACACCUUAAGCUCUCCCUCUCCAAACAACGGAAAAUUCAACAUAUUCUGGGACUCUGCUAAUCUUAGCCCUUCCCAAGUUUCUUCUAUAAAAAAUGCUCAUUCGAAUGUAAAGGUGGCCUUAAGCUUAGGAGGGGAUAGCGUGGGGGAUGGCUUCGCUUACUUCAGCCCCUCCUCAGUGGAUUCAUGGGUUUCUAAUGCUGUUUCAUCACUCACAAGGAUCAUAAAGCAGUAUCAUUUGGAUGGAAUUGAUAUUGACUAUGAGCACUUCAAGGCUGAUCCUGAUACCUUUGCUGAGUGCAUUGGGAAGCUUAUAACAACUCUGAAGAGGAAUAAGGUAAUUUCGUUCGCUUCUAUAGCUCCAUUUGAUAAUGAUCAAGUUCAGAAACAAUAUUUGCCCCUGUGGAGGAAAUAUGGGCACCAAAUAGACUAUGUGAACUUCCAGUUUUAUGCAUAUGAUAAGGGAACCACUGUGCCUCAAUUUCUUGACUACUUCAAAACCCAAAGCUCUAAUUAUAAUGGUGGUAAGGUGUUAGUAAGCUUUGGUACUGAUGCUAGUGGUGGGUUAAAACCUGAUAAAGGCUUCUUUAAAGCCUGCGAGAAACUCAAGAGUCAGCAGCAACUACAUGGUAUCUUUAUUUGGUCAGCGGAUGACUCCAAGGCAAAUGGUUUCCGCUAUGAGAAAGAAGCGCAAGGACUUUUAGCAGGUCAACGCUAAUAUUGUCAUCAAAUUAUGUAAUGAAGGUAUUGCUGAUGUUAGAUCCCAGUUGCCUGUACUACUGAACUUUUAUUUUCUAGUAUAUUUCUAAUUCAUGUUUGUGUUUUGAGUGUUUGUAAGAGCACAUUGUAUUUUAACUUGUUUUCUACUAGUGUGAGAUUAUGUUUGUUGUGGCUUUUGGCAUAUAUUUGGAUCCUCUGCACUAUCUAUUCAUCUAUGGAAACUUGCAGGAACUGGGCUUUGUUAUAA
Quercus robur (English oak) is the source of this 1276-nucleotide messenger RNA. Its product is annotated as chitinase 2-like. The transcript has a single exon. The record is from RefSeq and is a predicted model, not a curated record. Bases 110 to 1027 code for a protein of 305 amino acids. NCBI's taxonomy places the organism in Eukaryota, Viridiplantae, Streptophyta, Magnoliopsida, Fagales, Fagaceae. Gene Ontology annotation, biological process: carbohydrate metabolic process. Gene Ontology annotation, molecular function: hydrolase activity, hydrolyzing O-glycosyl compounds.